Gongylonema pulchrum is the source of this 618-nucleotide messenger RNA. NCBI's taxonomy places the organism in Eukaryota, Metazoa, Nematoda, Chromadorea, Rhabditida, Gongylonematidae. The record is from the annotation of a GenBank genome assembly.
AUGAGCAUUGCAGUGAAUGCGGAUGAAUUAAAGCGAUUGGAGACGGCAUGGGAUGGACGCGAUGUUAUAACGAAAGAGCAGUUUUUUACCGAUAUUCUCUGUCAUCCGGGAGUUCCGCAGUCUACGCGGACGCGAAUUUUUACCAAAUUCUGCCAGGGAUGCUCGAAACUCUCAUUUCAGCAGUUUGUUGUUGGGAUUGUUUUAUUGACAAAGGCUGAUAAAGCGGCCCGAAUUGAGUUUCUGAGUGAUGAUGACGAGCUAAAAUGUUGGAUCGAACAGCCGCCGCAGCUGACCUCACGUCUUUCCGAAAUUCACUAUAAUUUCUAUCAGGUUCUCGCUGGCGUCACACAUCUUGACGAAGGCGAAGUGGAAGAACUGGAAAAAGUGUUCGGCUCGAUCAAUGACACCAAAUUAUGUAAACUAACCAGAAAUGGUUUUGGCGCACUGGUUGGAGGAGCCAUAGCCGAUUGCUUCAUCGAUGGCCUGUUUCGUGCGUUCGAUGUAAAUGGCGAUGGGCUGGUGGACUUUAAGGAACUUGUAUGUGGCCUUUCGGCAUCUUGUCGUGGUCCUCAUACUGCUCGCCUCAAGUGUAAGCGCUUUUCCGGGCUUUCAGUCUAA